Messenger RNA from Hyla sarda, 2988 nucleotides. It is a transcript of the gene FYB2, whose product is annotated as FYN binding protein 2. Gene Ontology annotation, molecular function: protein binding. Lineage: Eukaryota; Metazoa; Chordata; Amphibia; Anura; Hylidae. Gene Ontology annotation, biological process: T cell receptor signaling pathway; protein localization to plasma membrane; integrin-mediated signaling pathway. The transcript is spliced from 33 exons. The coding region runs from base 110 to 2710 and encodes 866 amino acids. The record is from RefSeq and is a predicted model, not a curated record. Gene Ontology annotation, cellular component: plasma membrane.
CAAGGAAGUAAAAAAAGAAAAAAUGUCAAUCCUGACAAAGGACAGAAAAGAGUCUCAGUCAGUGUGAGAGCGGCCAGAGCGCGGAGAGCAGCGGCGGAGGACACACGCCAUGGACACGGAGAAGCCUUUAGACGUUAAGUCUCUACGUGAAAGGUUUCAGAGUGGCAGCCGAUCCUGUACGCUGCCGGCAUAUACCAAAGAAAGAGAAGAGAUAAUUUCUAAUGUCCGAGACAAUCCGGCGCUUCAGGGCGUCAUCAGCACCUUAGAGAACAAGCCCAAGGUGUUACCCAAACCAAAUGGUCCUGCAAGGCAAAACAGCAUUGACAUGAAGUUAGGUAAAGUGUUUUCGCAAAAGUUUCAAGUUACGGACGCCCCAAAGACACAAAAUGAUGGAGUGUGUUCCAAAAGCCCCCAGACGUACAGGCACUCAAUGCCAAUGUUUCCUGGCACCCCACCGAAGAACAACCAACCUCAGUCUCAGGUCUAUGAGGAUGUGGGCCCCCUUUUGCAACAGAGUCCAUCCAUAAAUGACGUCAAGAUUGUUGGAAGCAAAAAACCACCACUCCCCGGUCCAAAGCCACCGCUCCCCGGUCCAAAACCGGCGAUGAUGACCAGCAGUCCUGUUCCAGAUGUCGCAAUGGACAAAAUGGAGGAAAAAGUGAAUGAAGGCCCGCCAAUAAAACCCCUUCCAUCCAUCACAUCCCAGGGACCCCCACCACCCAAACCUUCUCGACCCCCGAAUGUAGAUCUCAGCACCUUCUUCAAAUCACAGGCGAAUGCAGAAAGCAAUGGACCCGAAGAGCCGGAUGGAACAGAAUACGACCUGCCUCCCCCAAGCCCAAAUCCACCUGAUGAGGUUUACGACGAGGCUUUUACCCCGAACGACUCAACAGAUGAUAAUGUCUAUGAAGUAGAAGACGCUGCGGUAGAAUACGAUCCGCCCGAUGCCAUGAGUCCAGCGCUAGACGCCUCAAGCCCGAACCGGACGGACGAGAUGUCAUGUUACCAGGAUGUUGUGAAUCUGCAGGAGUCCCAUUACAGCAGUAGUGUGUAUGACACCAACCCUGUGAGCAGCUCAGAGACUCCAGAAGAAUGUACUUAUGAGGUCUCAACCGAUAAUAAUGAUGAUUCUGAGAACAGUUAUUCCAGCACGAUGAGCCCCUAUCCCAACGAUAACUCUGCUGCCUCUGAAGGAUAUUACAGUGUUGAUUUUAACGCAUCCAGCGAGUCAAUCGGGCCUAAAGACAAUAAAGCAAAGGAGGUGAAAUUGGGAAAAAAUGAACAAGAAUUUAGAAAAAAGUACAAGAUUUCAGGUCAGGAGCAGAUGUUAUACUCUUCAAAAAUAAUCGCCGACUUCAAGCCUGAAAAAAACUCUUUGCCGGUGAAGAAGGGCGACACAGUGGAGGUUGUCCGGAUCACUGACUGUCCUGCAGGGAAAUGGCUUGUCAGGGACGCCCAAAGAAACUAUGGAUUUGUCCCUGUAAACAGCCUGCAGGUCAGCAUUGAUAUCCAGUCCUUCAGUACCCAGAACAUAUUCAACGCUCCUGUAGAACAAGAUCUGUACGCGGACGUAGACAUCAGGCCAAAGAACAGUGGAGGCAAAUCAGACUCCUUGAGAAGAACAGACGGCUAUCCUGAAUAUGAUGACAUCAGCAACGUGAACCCGGCGCUAAACAGUUCUGGGGGAAAAGGAAAAGGAUUUGGAAACUUCUUUAAGAAAGACAAAUCCAAAAAAGAAGAUAUAGGAUCUGCCCCUGUGACUUCUAAUCAGGACGGAUUUGUCUCUUAUGUUGACCAAGAUCUCUACACGGACAUAGACAUCGGGCGAAGGAACAGUGAAGACAAAUCCGACUCAUUGAGGAGAACAGACGACUAUCCUGAAAAAUCGGACGACCAAUAUGAUGACAUCAGCAAUGUGAGCUCGGCGCUAAACAGUUCUGGUGGAAAAGGAAAAGGAUUUGGAAACUUCUUUAAGAAAGACAAGUCCAAAAAAGAGGAUACAGGAUCUGCCCCUGUGACUUCUAAUCAGAAUGGAUUUGUCGCUUAUGUAGACCAAGAUCUCUACACGGACAUAGACAUCGAGCGAAGGAACAGUGAAGACAAAUCCGACUCGUUGAGGAGAACAGACGACUAUCAUGAAAAAGCGGACGACCAAUAUGAUGACAUCAGCAGCGUGAGCUCGGCGCUAAACAGUCCUGGGGGAAAAGGAAAAGGAUUUGGAAACUUCUUUAAGAAAGACAAAUCCAAAAAAGACGAUACAGGAUCUGCCCCUGUGUUUCCUAAUCUGAAUAGAACAACAUCGCAGGAGGGUGAGGAGGAGUAUGACACCUGCGUCCUGGGGGAUGACCACGAGAGAGAAAAAGAAGAGAAGUCUCCCGGAUGGUCGAUGUUUCACAAAAAAAAUCAGAAAGGAAGUGACAAAAAAUUUUUCGCUCCAAAAUCAGAAGUGAAAAAGUUUGCAAAAGAAGAGAAGAUAUUCCGUGAAAAAUUUAAGUACACAGGUGAAAUCAAGAUUCUCAACAUUGCGACCAUCAAUGAACUGGCUCCCCUCUCCCCCCAGAAUAAACUAGAACUCCCGGUGAAACCCGGAGACACAGUUGAAGUUGUAGAGGUCACCAACGAAGACAAAAUUAUUUGUCGAAAUUUUGCCGGAAAAUAUGGUUACGUCCAGAUCGAGUGGCUAAACUUUAACAAUGAAAUUCCUACAUAAAACCAGAAAAGUAUCACUAGAGCGGACAUCAUCUCCUAAUGUUUCUCAUCACCAUCAUCACUCAAAGCUACUAAUCAUUUUUCUGGAAAAUCUAAAUAAUAAUAAAGUUAACGUUUUUGGAUAGUUUAGUUUUGUGGCCACUUAUAGUUUACAUGUUGUGUUUGGGUUAAAGAGGUACUCCGCUGCUAGACAUCUUAUCACCCAUUUCAAAGGAUAGAGGAUAAGAUGUCUGAUCGCAGGGGUUCCUCCACUGGGACCCCCACAAAAUUAGCGCAGCA